Manis javanica (Malayan pangolin) is the source of this 3022-nucleotide messenger RNA. Its product is annotated as protocadherin alpha-1-like. Gene Ontology annotation, biological process: homophilic cell-cell adhesion. The record is from RefSeq and is a predicted model, not a curated record. Lineage: Eukaryota; Metazoa; Chordata; Mammalia; Pholidota; Manidae. Gene Ontology annotation, molecular function: calcium ion binding. Gene Ontology annotation, cellular component: plasma membrane.
CUCAAGUGAGAUUUGCAAUAUUCUGGUCUUUAAAGGACAUAAAAUUGAAAAUGUGCUGAGUAUAUUGCAAAUGAGUAUAGAAUACUAUUUUGAACAAGGAAUGCAUCUAAAAUACAUUAUUAGCCACAUGAUGUCGCUGUGUACCACAAAGUCUUGUACUGGAAAUGUACUGGCAACAAAACCUAGGGAGGAAGUUCCAUUUCGUCACUGCCCAUAAAAGAUAAAAUCGGUAAGGAGAUAAAUUACUGAAAAUAGGAAGUAAAAAAAGCAUAAUUUUUAAGUAAGGAACGAGCGGUACGAAAGGAGUUGUGCUUUUGCGAUGCUGUUGCCUAGGCGAGGAGGCCCGGGAGCCCGGCGUCUGCUGCUGUCGCUUCUGCUCCUGACAGCCUGGGAUGCGGGCAGCGGCCAGCUCCACUACUCGGUCUCCGAGGAGGCCAAACACGGCACCUUCGUGGGCCGCAUCGCCCAGGACCUGGGGCUGGAGCUGGCGGAGCUGGUGCCGCGCCUGUUCCGGGUGGCGUCCAAAGGCCGCGGGGACCUUCUGGAGGUAAAUCUGCAGAAUGGCAUUUUGUUUGUGAAUUCUCGGAUCGACCGCGAGGAGCUGUGCGGGCGGAGCCUGGAGUGCAGCAUCCACCUGGAGGUGGUCGUGGACAGGCCGCUGCAGGUUUUCCAUGUGGAGGUGGAGGUGAAGGACAUUAACGACAAUCCACCGGUUUUCAGAUGGAGAGAACAAAGGUUGUUUAUUCCUGAAUCUAGACUGCUGGGUUCCUGUUUCCCUAUAGAGGGCGCUGCUGAUGGGGACAUUGGUCCCAACGCUCUUCUAACAUACACCCUCAGCCCCAAUGAUUAUUUCUCUUUGGAUGUACAGGCAAAUGAUGAACUAAGUAAGUCACUUGCUCUUGAAUUGAGGAAAUUUUUGGAUAGAGAAACAACACCAGAACUUCAUUUGUUAUUGACAGCCACUGACGGUGGCAAACCAGAGCUGGAAGAUACAGUUCAGCUGCUGAUCACGGUGCUGGACGUUAAUGAUAAUGCCCCGUCGUUUAGCCAGUCCGUGUACAGAGUAUAUUUAUUAGAGACCACGGCAAAUGGAACAUUAGUGACAACAUUAAACGUCUCUGAUGCUGAUGACGGUGUAAAUGGCGAAAUUGUCUUUUCCUUUGGCAAUGAUAUUCCCUUUAACAUUCAGAAAAACUUCAAAAUUGAUUCCAGCUCAGGACAAAUUAGGCUAAUUGGCAAACUGGAUUAUGAAGAAACAAAAUCCUAUGAAAUCCAGAUAAAAGCAACUGAUAAAGGAAGUCCUCCCAUGUCAAAUCACUGCAAGGUUUUAGUGAAAGUGCUAGAUGUAAAUGACAAUGCUCCGGAACUGUCAGUCACGUCGUUGACCUUGCCUGUUAGAGAAGACGCGCCACUCAGUACCAUCAUCGCCUUCAUCUCCGUGUCCGACCGUGACUCCGGUGCCAACGCGCAGGUGACCUGCACCCUGUCGCCCCAAGUCCCCUUCAAGCUGGUGUCCACUUUCAAGAAUUACUACUCGCUGGUGCUGGACAGCGCCCUGGACCGCGAGAGCGUGGCGACCUACGAGCUGCUGGUGACAGCGCGGGACGGGGGCUCGCCUCCACUGUCGGCCACCGCCAGCGUGUCCGUGCAAGUGGCCGACGUGAACGACAACGCGCCGGCGUUCGCGCAGCCCGAGUACACGGUGUUCGUGAGGGAGAACAACCCGCCGGGCCGCCACAUCUUCACGGUGUCGGCGCGCGACGCGGACGCGCAGGAGAACGCGCGGGUGUCCUACUCGCUGGUGGAGCGGCGCGUGGGCGAGCGCGCGCUGUCGAGCUACGUGUCGGUGCACGCGGAGAGCGGCAAGGUGUACGCGCUGCAGCCGCUGGACCACGAGGAGCUGGAGCUGCUGCAGGUCCAGGUGAGCGCGCGCGACGCGGGCGUGCCGCCCCUGGGCAGCAACGUGACGCUGCAGGUGUUCGUGCUGGACGAGAACGACAACGCGCCCGCGCUGCUGCCGCCUGGGGCGGGCGGCGGCGGCGGCGCGACGAGCCAGCUGGUGUCGCGGUCGGUGGGCGCGGGCCACGUGGUGGCCAAGGUGCGCGCGGUGGACGCGGACUCGGGCUACAACGCGUGGCUGUCGUUCGAGCUGCAGGCGGCGGCGGGGGGCGCGCGCAGCCCGUUCCGCGUGGGGCUGUACACGGGCGAGGUGAGCACGACGCGCGCGCUGGACGAGGCGGACGCGCCGCGCCAGCGCCUGCUGGUGCUGGUGAAGGACCACGGCGAGCCGGCGCUGACGGCCACGGCCACCGUGCUGCUGUCGCUGGUGGAGAGCGGCCAGGCGCCCAGGGCGUCGUCGCGGGCGUCGGCGGGCGCCCGGAGCACGGAGGCGGCGCUGGUGGACGUCAACGUGUACCUGGUCGUCGGCAUCUGCGCGGUGUCCAGCCUGCUGGUGCUCACGCUGCUGCUGUACGCGGCGCUGCGGUGCUCGGCGCCGCGCAGCGAGGGCGCGUGCGGGCCGGGGCGGCCCCCGCUGGUGUGCUCCAGCGCGGUGGGGAGCUGGUCGUGCUCGCAGCAGAGGCGGCAGCGGGUGUGCUCUGGGGAGGGGCCGCCCAAGGCCGACCUCAUGGCCUUCAGCCCCAGCCUACCUCUGGGUUCGAACACUUCAGAAGGAAACGAACAUCUAGAAAGAAAUUCAGAUCUUUGUGCUAAUGUAAGUUCACCUUCCUAGUUUUUGGUUUUAAUUUUUUUAAAUUGACGUUAUCCAACCAAUUUUCAAAUGCCACUCUUUAAAAGGUAUUCAAGGUAUUCACUAAUAUUGAAACAAAUCUUACCACGUAAUGUAGAUACUUAUUGGGUGACUUGCAGUUGCACGUUGAAUGGAAUUUGGGACAAAAAACAAGGACAAAUUGUCAUACGCCUCGAUUAAAAUAGGAUAGUAAAUCACUGAAAUUCUAACUUGUCUUGAACAUAUUUAACACAGGAUCUAAAUAUAAUCAAAUACAGUAACAUCUCAGGUAUA